Messenger RNA from Oryza brachyantha (malo sina), 569 nucleotides. Its product is annotated as protein MHF2 homolog. The record is from RefSeq and is a predicted model, not a curated record. The transcript is spliced from 5 exons. NCBI's taxonomy places the organism in Eukaryota, Viridiplantae, Streptophyta, Magnoliopsida, Poales, Poaceae. The coding region runs from base 55 to 387 and encodes 110 amino acids. Gene Ontology annotation, cellular component: Fanconi anaemia nuclear complex; FANCM-MHF complex. Gene Ontology annotation, biological process: replication fork processing; resolution of meiotic recombination intermediates; DNA repair.
UAAUCCCCUCCCCUUCCCGCCGCGCGCGGCCCCAGGGAAAGCGGACCACCGGCGAUGGACGAGGAGGCGACGCGCGGCGAGACCUUCGAUCCGGACCUGAUCCACGCCAUCUUCAAGCUGGUGUGGAGCCGGCGGGGCGACAGGGGUGGCGGCGGCGGCGGUCCUGACGAAGAUGCCAUCGAUGUCGAGCCUGUUCCGGAGACAUCAAGGAGGAAUCGUAGUGCCACUGCCAAUGCCAGUGCGCUUAAAGUGAGCUGUGAACUUCUACGGAUAUUUGUUACAGAGGCCGUUCAACGUUCUGCUUUUAUUGCCGAAGCAGAGGGCACUAUUACUAUUGAACCAACCCAUCUGGAGCGUGUGUUGCCACAACUUCUUCUGGACUUUUGAGAUACUCCAAGGAUCUCUAUCUUCCAAAUUCUAUAGGUCACCAUUGGUUGAAAGAUAUGAAAACACCUAAUUGCAGAUAGUUUUAAACUAUGGCAUCAGCAAAACCAUGUAGUUUCAUUAUCUAAAAUACUAAAAUGGCAAACUCGUCUGGUUAAAUCAAUUUACUGACUUGAUGUAUACAC